Trichogramma pretiosum is the source of this 2591-nucleotide messenger RNA. Its product is annotated as U3 small nucleolar RNA-associated protein 14 homolog A. The record is from RefSeq and is a predicted model, not a curated record. The transcript is spliced from 6 exons. Gene Ontology annotation, cellular component: small-subunit processome; nucleolus. Gene Ontology annotation, biological process: rRNA processing. Lineage: Eukaryota; Metazoa; Arthropoda; Insecta; Hymenoptera; Trichogrammatidae. Bases 143 to 2500 code for a protein of 785 amino acids.
CAGCGAAGCACGUGUGGCUCCUUCUCGCCGGUCUGCUGUGACCUGUAAACUCAUUCAUUUGUUUUGCUUUCGCCGUUUACACUAAUAGAAGGAUAUUUUUUAUCAAAAUUCGAUAUCAGAAUAAUUCCUUAAACACUUCAUCAUGGCUCCCAGAGAAAAUGAUGAGAAGGCUGCGAAGAAAGAAAAAUUGAAACAAUCCCAGCGGAGGAUUCGAAAGCCUACCAGGAGCGAGCCAAGUAAUAUUAUCUCAGAGUUUAAUUUAGUUAAAUCCAGUGUGUCAGACAAAAAUCUUGUGACGGCUGAAGAUCUUGUUAAAGCUCUGGGGUCCAAGACAAAUGUGCAUGAUCUCAAGAAAAAAAUUAAAGCUAUUAAAACGACAACCAAAGUAUUACCAAAACCUUUGGAAAAACCUGCAGCUGAUAGGGUGAAACGUAAAGUAGGCUUUGAAAAUGCUAAAAAAACAUUGAAUAAAUGGGCUGGAGUUAUUGCGCAUCAAAGAACAGCAGUGUCUGUGAAGUUUCCUUUGAAAGAAAAUUCUAUGCAAAUGGAACCAUCUGAAAUAGCAAAUCGAUUUGUUUUGAAAACUGAUUUAGAAAAAAAAUUAGAAGAAAUUGAUCCUCCCAAACAACCAGAGCCAGUAACCCAAGACAAAUUUUCUUUGACGUUAGCAGAAAUUUUGGAACAGAGGAGUGAAGCUGCUAAAUUGAGAGCACAGCAAAGUUAUCUAGCUUCCAAAGCUCGAAGAACAAAGAAAAUAAAAAGUAAAAAAUACCAUAGAAUAGCUAGAAAAGCGAAAACAAAGCAGCAAAUAAAGGAAUUUGAAGAGUUGAAAAAGAAAAACCCAGAAGCAGCUCUAGAAAAACUUGACUUAAUCGAUAAAGCUAGAGCUCAUGAGCGCAUGACUUUGCGACACAAAAGCACUGGUCAAUGGGCCAAAAAUAAACAAAUUAGAGCAAAGUAUGAUAGUGAGAGUCGUAAAGUUUUAGCUGAACAAUUAGCAAUUAGCAGAGAAUUAACACAAAAAUUGAAAACUGAUGAUAGUGAUGAGGAUGAUUAUGUUUACGAGAAUGCUCAAGAAGAUGCCCCUACAAAAACAUCAGAAACUGAUAAUCCUUGGAAUGCCAAUUCCAAGCCAUCAGAAUCAGAAGUUGAUGCUUUUAUUGGUCAAUAUAGAAAAUAUUGGGAUGAACAACAUAAAAAACUAGCUGAAGGUGCAAAAGACAAUGAAGAGCAAGACAGUGAAGAUAGUGAAAAAGAAAGUGUGGAUUGUGUUGAUGUAACAAAAGAAUUUAUAGAGACCGAUAAUGUUGAACAAGAAAGUGCAGAUACCAAUGAUGUUGAAAAAAAAACUUUAGAAACCAAUGAUUUAGCUGAAUGUGUGACAGAUGCUUCUUCCACAAAAAAAGGUAAAAAGAAAAAAACGAAAAAACAAAAAGAAGAGAUCGAAUCAAAGAAAAGUCCAAAAAAAUUGGUCAAGUCAGUAGAGGAAACUACCAAAUCUAGUAAUUCAAAUAAAAAGAAAUCUUUAUCAAAGACAGACUCAACAGCAAAUGAAAGUGUCCAAAAUAAAAAGUCUAAAACCGAAAAGAUACAAGAGAAAAAGAUGAAAAAUAAAAAAAAUAAGAAGAAGGAUGGAAAUUCAGAAGCAAAGUCAAAGGACAAUUCGGUAGAAGAUCUUGAAAAACUGGGUUUAAAAAAUCAGCGGGUCCUUAGGCCACAAAUAGAUAAGCCAAUGGACGAAUCUGACGAUGAAAAGGAACGUGACGUAGAUGCGAUAAAAACGGUAAUCAAUCAGGUUACAACGAAAAGGAAAAUUGAAAACACCACGCUGGAUCAGAAUAAAAUAAUUAAACCUAAAAUUAUGAAAACGAUGCUACCUGACGAUACCGACGAGGAAGAUGUACUGGAUGACAUCGAAGAUGAAAACGAGUACGUAUCCAACAGGGAAGACGAAAGAAGAUUUACUCAAGCUUUCCGCGAUACUGAUUUAGCUCGUGACUUUAGAAAAGAAAAAGCUGCAGAGAUCAAAAAGAACCAACCACAAGACAUCGAUCUAACUCUGCCGGGCUGGGGUAGCUGGGGUGGCCCGGGUAUCAAGGUGUCGCGUCGCAAGCGUCGUCGCUUCAUCUUCAAAGCCCCCAAGGCGGCGCCGCGUCGCGACGAGAACAAGGGCGACGUCGUCAUCCUCGAGGAGAACGCGCCGAAAAUUCGCCGCCACAUGGUCAACGACCUGCCCUUCCCCUACAACGCCGUGAAGGACUUCGAGGCCAGCAUCAGGGCGCCGAUCGGCCGCGAAUUCGUGCCCGAGAAGACGUUCACCAAGCUCACCCUGCCGCACGUCAAGACCAAGAUGGGCAAGAUAAUCGAGCCCAUGACCGAGGACGCCCUCGUGAAGCAGGUCAAGUGCGAUUUGGACGCGCGGGAAAAGAAGCCGCUCGCCGGUGCAGUAGAGAAGAAAAACGCGAAAAAUAAUACUAACAAAGGAGGAAAGAAGAAGUGAAGUGUAAAUGGCUCGGUUUAUAAAACUGCUUAGUUAGGCUUUUUUUAUUUAUUAUUGAAUAAAAGUUUUGUAUAUAAGUUAUCAUUGUAAA